GGUGCAAAGCAAGCCAUACGCCAUGCGGCAAUACCAUGGCUCUUUGUGACAUUUAUUUAUUUGCUUGCUUCUUCUUUGUCCUCCCUGUUAUCGCUCCUCCUCCUUCACUUUCCAACAUCCUUUCUCCUCCUCCUCGUCCUCCCUCCUUGUUCACUCUUCAAACUACAAUCACCAAGAACUUUUUGUUCUCCUCUCCUCCCUCUAUACCCACAUUGUUCAGUCGGAUCACUUACUCGUCUAUCCACCAUGGCUGGCGACGGUGAAUCUACCAUUGUUUCCAAUGCCGCCAACUUGGCCAAAUACAUGAAAUUGGACCAGAAAGGCAAGGUUCUCGCCGAGUACAUCUGGAUUGAUGGAUCCAACGGCCUUCGCAACAAGACAAAGACCCUGAGUGAAGCCCCUAAGAGCGUCGACGAUCUUCCCGAAUGGAACUUUGACGGCUCAUCCACCGGCCAGGCUCCGGGCGACAACUCUGAUGUCUACAUCCGACCCGUGGCCAUGUAUCCCGACCCAAUCCGUCUAGGCGAAAACAUCCUGGUUAUGUGCGAGACUUGGGAUCCCGAUGGAACGCCCAACAAGUUCAACUAUCGCCACGAGGCAGCGAGGUUAAUGGAGGCCAACGCCAAGCAUAAGGUCUGGUUUGGGUUAGAGCAAGAAUACACCCUCUUGGCGGCCGACGGCUGGCCGUACGGCUGGCCCAAGGGUGGAUUUCCUGGUCCCCAGGGCCCAUACUACUGCGGCGUUGGCACUGGCCGUGUCUACUGCCGUGAUAUUGUGGAGGCACACCACAAGGCGUGCAUGUACGCUGGUAUCAAUAUCUCCGGUACCAAUGCCGAGGUGAUGCCCGCUCAAUGGGAGUACCAGGUUGGUCCUUGUGAAGGCAUUGACUUGGGUGACGAACUCUGGGUCUCCCGAUGGCUCCUCCACCGUAUCGCUGAAGAAUUCGGCGCCAAAGUCUCGUUCCAACCCAAGCCUAUCCCUGGCGACUGGAAUGGAGCUGGUCUUCACACCAAUGUGUCGUCUAAGGAAAUGCGUGAAGAAGGUGGCAUGAAAUUCAUUGAAGAGGCAAUGAAGAAGCUCGAGAAGCGCCACGUGGAGCAUAUCAAGGUCUACGGUGAAGACAACCACCUGCGUAUGACUGGCGCACACGAAACUUCCAGCAUUGAUAAGUUCACCUGGGGUGUUGCCGACCGAGGAUCGUCCGUCCGCAUUCCCCGAGCCUGCGCCCGAGAGGGCAAGGGCUACUUUGAGGACCGACGGCCAGCAUCCAACGCUGACCCAUACCAGGUGACGGGAAUGAUCGUUGAAACCUUGUACGGCUCUUUGCCCGCCGAAAAAUGAUUGUGAAGACCGUGAGAACGACGUUUACUCAUAGUAUUCGAUGAUGGGACAAGACAGAAAGGCAGGAUUGAGGGCGGAGUUAUCAGUGAACGCAGUUUGCCAAGUAUGACGUGCUUCUUACAAUCUUAGAACGCAAAGAGAGAUGUUGAGCUAGAGAUUCAAUGUCAUGAAAGUCCAACGA
Molecule: messenger RNA, 1522 nt
Organism: Cladophialophora immunda
Lineage: Eukaryota; Fungi; Ascomycota; Eurotiomycetes; Chaetothyriales; Herpotrichiellaceae
Product: glutamine synthetase
Exons: 6
Coding region: 247-1341 (364 amino acids)
Cellular component (GO): cytoplasm
Molecular function (GO): glutamine synthetase activity
Source: RefSeq, a predicted model, not a curated record